AUGGGCUGCAAAGCAAGGAUUUGGCCUCCACACAAAUUAUCAAUCCAGGCAAAACUUGGACUGAACCCAGGCACUCUUGACGGGGUGUUUCAUAGACCCUUGGUGGGGUUAGUCUACGUGCAUAGGACUUGUCACAAGCGUACGAAUAUUGAGGAUUCUGUUGUGCGUGCUCGUUCCCUAGCCACAUGGUCAAUUGGGGAUUCUUCCAUGUGGUCUAGUCAAACAAUCCCCCGAUUGAAUGAUUUCCCCGAUAUAAGUUUGGCAGUAGCUAGACUUGAACCAAGCGGCCGAGCCAAGAUUUGCGCUACCGAGCCUCGAACUCUUGUUAUGAAAAUUUUGGCCACACCAAGCGAACACGCAACCCGCCACGCAGAGAGGCCAAAACAAGCUCGUAAAAUGUACUGGCUCUAUGAAUCCGUGCUUACUGUCCUGUCAAGCGCCACUUGGCCCAGCCAUAACCCAUUACAAUACGGCUAG
Molecule: messenger RNA, 477 nt
Organism: Prunus armeniaca (apricot)
Lineage: Eukaryota; Viridiplantae; Streptophyta; Magnoliopsida; Rosales; Rosaceae
Source: the annotation of a GenBank genome assembly